AUGAGACAGCAAGGAGACAUGUUGUUCGUUGACCUCUUAAAUGCUCUUAGAAUUGGUGAACUCUCGGCACAGCAUAUGGCUAUUUUACUUGAGAGAGAAAGUUCUGAUAUGGAUGGAGAGUUUUCCAUUGAAAGAGCCUUAAGAAUCUACCCAACUAACAAGCAGGUAGAUGAACAUAACAAUCGAGUUCUCCAGUAUUUCAGGAGCAAAAAUACUAGUAUCUACAAAAUUCGUGCCCAAGAUCAACUAAUCGAUGCAACAAAAAAACUCAACGAAAAUACAAGUAUCGAUAGCAUCAUUUCAAAAGACAUUAACAAGACCGGAGGUUUACCGCGAGAAUUAGAAAUUUUCGUAGGAGCUAAGGUUAUGUUAAGAGCCAAUAUUGACGUCACCAAAGGUCUUGUUAAUGGAGCUAUAGGAUUUGUAAAAGAGAUUGUUUGGCCAUAUUUUCGCAGAGCUCAAGUGUAUGCCGAGGACAUACCAUCUGUUCUCAUCAAUUUCGGUAAAGACGGCAUACACAAAAUCGAGCCGAAAUCCAUUCAAUUUCCAGCUUUAUACAGUUAUGGAACUGCCGAAAGGCGAAUGUUGCCGUUGAUUUUGUCGUGGGCUUCAACUGUACAUAAAAUGCAGGGAAGUACUGUGGACUAUGCAGUUGCCUAUCUUGGAAAUAAACUAUUUGCUGAAGGACAAGCGUACGUAAGCUUGAGCAGAGUAAGAUCUCUUGUUGGACUCCGGAUAGAAGAGCUCGACUGCACAAAAUUAACUGGCAAGAAGCCUUGCAAUAAUGAUGCUCUUGUGGAAAUGGAGAGAAUGCGGAGGUACAGUGAAAAUGAUGAAAGAAUACGAAAUAGUACUGUCAAAAAUGCUUGA
Uloborus diversus is the source of this 870-nucleotide messenger RNA. RefSeq names its product ATP-dependent DNA helicase PIF1-like. Bases 1 to 870 code for a protein of 289 amino acids. The transcript has a single exon. The record is from RefSeq and is a predicted model, not a curated record. NCBI's taxonomy places the organism in Eukaryota, Metazoa, Arthropoda, Arachnida, Araneae, Uloboridae.